Messenger RNA from Linum trigynum, 4429 nucleotides. The record is from the annotation of a GenBank genome assembly. NCBI's taxonomy places the organism in Eukaryota, Viridiplantae, Streptophyta, Magnoliopsida, Malpighiales, Linaceae.
CCAAACUGUAAUUUGCAUAGUUUAGGCUUAAUUAUUUUUGUGCUGAUGUAUUUAAGAUGAUAAUUAUUUACUUUUUUUUAUAGAAAAUGGAAACUAUAUAUUUGAUAUGUGUAGAUACAUAGCCAAACAUUGCAUGUAUAAUUGUUGAAAAUUCUAGCCCGAAUUAAAAAGAAAAACUCUAGAGAGUAGCAAAAGGAAUACAAACUGGAACUUGCCUAAAAUUUCAAGCCUUCAAAUCCCAUAGUGGAAAAUGACGAAUUUCUAAUAAAUAAUAACCAUAUAUAUAUUUAUUUUUAAUUGGACUCGACAUUGAGCUGAAAAAGUUAGUGGUUCAUGGUUCAACUAUUAAUUCUCUAGACUGUUAGUGAGUCGAGUAUCCAAAUUCGGGAGUCCAAGAGUUUUAUAAAACGUUCUUGAUGCAAGAACUCCGAAUCAUUCUCUUGAAGCUCAUCCUCUUCAUCAUAAAUUAUCCGCUUGUCCCGAAAUGACCGGACCCAAUAGGGAAAUCCUAAUUCAUUGGGCCUUGGACCCGUUCAUACUUGUGAUUAGAAUACAUAAAAAUAAAUAUACUAAUUAGGGUUAGACGAAGAAGGCAAAGUAAAGGUUAUGGAAGGUGUUGGGCAUGUGACUCGGAUCUCACCCCACUGAGGAAGCACCAAGGAUGCUCACGCCAAGGCAAAGCGCGCGAGUCACACCGGAGUCGAGCGCGCGAGUCGCGCCGGAAUCAAGCGCGCAGGUAGAGACCACCCCCGUGGAGGCGCGCGUAAACACUAAACGACGGCGCAUUGCACAGGCGUGGGCCCUUAUCGAGUAGCCGUAGAAGCGGUGCCGUGUCAUCCAACGGGCCGUCACCAUCAUAGUCCUAGGUAUAGUCCUGCCUAUGUCAGGGGUAGUCACAUCAGGGUCCUAAAAGCAUGGCCCAAAUCCCUGACAUGUCAGUGGUCACAUCAUUGUACCCACUUGUAACCCAACCACUCACCCACCACCAUGUAGCCUAUAAAUAUGGCAUUUACUCCGGUGGGUGAGGGGGGGGGGGGAUUUUUCAGACUCUAUCUCUAAGAUCAUUACUUUCUCUCACUAAACACACUCUCUCUAUCUCAGCUCUAUCCUCCCUCUCAUUUGUCUCAAAGUUCUUGUUCGACCAAGUCGUUCAUUCUUCUCGACCCAUUCUAGUGAACCUCACUCCUACACUGAGUUAGGUUCAAACAAUUGGCGCCCACCGUGGGGCCUGAAGAAAAAAUGGCAGAACAAAACUCCAACAUACCCGGCGAGGUAACCCCCAUCAAGGCAAUGACGGAUCCUAGGGUGUUCGCGGGACUCGCGGAAGCCAGCAACCGCGACGCGGUACUCAUCGAGGAAGAAGAGCCCGAACUGACGGCCAAGGAGAUGAGGCAGCUGGUGACGAAGCAAAAUGACGUCAUCGCCGAUAUGCAAAAGCAGAUGAGCCAAGUUAUUGCGCUCAUGAUGAGCAGAGAAGCUGCGGCAGCGCCGAGUGCGCCGUCUGACGCGUUACAGCUAACGCAAGGAGGGACAUCAGGCGAUGUCCCGCCACCACAUCAGGCAGCGGUCGAGUUGACCGCGCCCGAAGCCCAGCGAUACGAACCGCCCGGAAGAGCGGACCUCAGCUUUUUGGAGCAGCACCUGUCCCCACAGUUCCGCCCCAAUCCGCCUAGAAAGGCCUUACAUCAACCGUUGUGCGCGGAGAUCAUGGCGGAACACUUGAGCGGGACGCCACCCACCCUCCCCACGUACAAUGGAACAACCGACCCUGAGGAUCACGUCAGCACCUUCUGCCUACGGAUGCAACUCCAAACCAUCUCUAACGCGGCACUGUGCCGGACGUUCCCAUCAACAUUUUCCGAGAUAUGCCUCGACUGGUAUAACCGCCUCCCCAAUGGAAUCAUCCGCUCUUUCGAAGAGUUCAUACUCCUGUUCACAACGAAGUUCGCGUCACAAAAAAGAAGGCCUCUCCACCUCAAGGCGCUGAUAGACAUCCGCCAGAAGGAUGGAGAAAGCUUGCGGGCGUUCUACGUCAGGUGGUCCAGGGUGGCAAUGGCCGUAAGAGAUCUCACCCCAGAAACCGCCGCCCAUCACCUCAUGGACGCCACCACUAGCAUGGAGCUCAAGAGAGCGCUAGCAAAGAGACCAAUCACUCUAUCUACGGAGCUUGAGGUCAAGAUUGAAAAGGCCAUCACUUUGGAAGAGACGCUGGGCGCCGGCUCCAUCAGACGUUUCGAACCCGCCAAAAUGCCCAAAGAAGAUCAAGCUCGUAGGCAGCUUCCUGUGUCGCGAGACCAGCUGUUGCAAGCGCACAGCGGCGCCAGACGCCCACCACCUCCUCCAGAACAAGCCCAUCGGGGGCGGUCGCCAGAUAGGCGCCCGCCAAACUAUACACCCCUCAAUGACACGAUUAAGAACGUCUACCACGUUCUGCGAGAGAAGGGGUACAAAAUCAACUGGCCCGCCCCCAUGAAGACCCUCCCGCACAUGCGAGACCCCAAGAAGCGCUGCGAAUUCCACAGGGACACGGGUCACUGGACAGAAAACUGCAUAGAGUUGCGCUAUGAGAUCGAGGGCCUCAUACAAAGGGGACUCCUGAAUGAGUUCAUUCGCGGAGCGGAAGAACCGGGGGAGCGUCCCGUGGAACCCCCACCACCGCCACAGGCCGACUACGACGACGCCUCGGGCUCGUACGUAGUGCGAAAAGAAAUUGGGGUGGUAACUAUAGAAGGGGACCGCCCGAAGAAAAAGACCAAGCGCGACCGCGCCAUAGAGUGCGCGGCGACGGAAGCUCCAAUAAAGUGCAACUUGAGCUUCGACGAUGCUGAACUCCCUGGAGGGGUCCCGUCAGAGGACCCACUCAUCAUCACCGCCCUCGUCGCCGCCUGCAAGGUUCGCCGCCUACUGAUAGACGGGGGCAGCGCAGCGGACAUCCUUUUCAAAAGCACGGUCGACCAGAUGGACAUCGACCCGCGGCUAAUCAAGCCCGCCUACGGGAACUUAGUCGAUUUCUCCGGCACGAGGGUCCCAGUUAUCGGUGUGGUCACUCUUCCAGUCGUGCUCGGGGACCAAGAGCCACGAUUCUCGAGGCAAGUCGAGUUCACGAUAGUCGACUGCAAAUCCCCCCACAAUGGCAUUUUUGGCCGCCCGCUCUUGGCAAAAUUCAUGGCUCUCCCGUCAACAUGCCACCAGAAACUUAAAUUUCCCACUAAGAAGGGGAGCGGCGAAGCGCGCGGGACAACAUGGGAGGCCCCAAAGCUAGGAGAAGUCCGCCAGACCAACAUCGUUGACACAAGGGCAGAAGAGCCUCGCCCGGAGUCAAUGGAUUCUGACUUCGAAGUCGCCCUUGAUCCGAACGAGCCGACAAGCAAGAUACGCGUCUCAACUCACGUCCCUGGAGACGCGAUUGAACCGUUGAUAAAGCUGCUGAAAGAAUAUAAAAAAUUAUUCGCGUGGUGCACGGAAGACAUUCCAGGGGUACCAAGAGAAGUCGCCCAACAUUCCCUUGGGGUCCCAGUCAGCGCGACGCCAAGACAACAGGUGCGACGGAGCUUCACGAGCGACAAGCUUAAAGCCAUUGAGGAAGAGGUGGCGCGCCUGCUGUCGGCGGGGUUAAUCCGUCCAGUGAAAUACCCGAAGUGGCUGGCGAAUGUGGUUUUGGUAAAAAAGUCCUCGGGGGCUUGGCGAAUGUGCGUCGACUACACGACGAUCAACAAGGUGUGCCCAGGGGAUCCCUACCCGCUGCCGCGCAUCGACCAACUGAUCGAUGCCACCGCCAACCAUGAAACACUGUCUUUCCUGGACAUGUUCUCAGGGUACCACCAAAUCCCAAUGUCGCGCGAAGACGAAGAGAAAACAGCCUUCAUGACGCCGUUCGGAAACUUCUGUUUCGUCGGAAUGCCAUUUGGGCUGAAGAAUGCUGGCGCGACAUACCAGAGGAUGAUCGACGCGGUGUUUUCACAACAAAGGGGGCGCAACAUUGAGGCAUAUGUGGAUGAGCUCAUCGUCAAGACCAAGGCAGGGAAGUCACAUCUGGAUGACCUGCGCGAGACAUUCGAAGCGCUCCGCAAACACAGUCUCCGCCUGAACCCGCUGAAAUGCGUGUUCGGAGCAGAAGCCGGAAAAUUCUUGGGAUUCAUGAUCACCAAGCGCGGCAUCGAAGUCGACCCAAAGCAAAUCACCGCAGUCCAGGGCUUGCGCGCGCCAAGAAACACAUUGGAGAUCCAGUCUCUGAACGGGAAAAUUGCGGCACUAGGAAGGUUCAUCCCAAGAUCAGCAGACAAGUGCGCCCCAUUCUUCAAGACACUGAAAAACGGCGCGUGAUUUGCAUGGACCAAGGAGUGCGAAGCGGCCUUCCUAGAGCUCAAAGCCUAUCUUGUUUCCCCCCUGUAUUGACUGCCCCAAAAAUUAAUGAAGAGCUUUUUCUGUA